Molecule: messenger RNA, 2274 nt
Organism: Ooceraea biroi (clonal raider ant)
Lineage: Eukaryota; Metazoa; Arthropoda; Insecta; Hymenoptera; Formicidae
Gene: TTLL1B
Product: Tubulin tyrosine ligase-like 1B
Biological process (GO): microtubule cytoskeleton organization; protein polyglutamylation
Cellular component (GO): ciliary basal body
Molecular function (GO): tubulin-glutamic acid ligase activity; metal ion binding; tubulin binding
Source: RefSeq, a predicted model, not a curated record
AAAGUUUUUUUUUAUUUGUGUAAUUUUCGAUGGUUGGAAUCGAUAAUCGCGACUACACCGAUUACAUCGCGAUUGCACGAAACAUCCGUAUUGAUCAAACAACAUGACUUGAGACUCUCAAGUUGAGAGUUUCACGAUCAUGGCGUUGACCGCAUCCGCGGAAGGCAAGCGAUCUGCGAUUUCGAAUUCCUACGCCGUAUACGGCAGGGUGCCGUCGAUCGGAAUGGAUCGAACGAGGAUCACGUUUUGCACGGACGUGGACAAAUCCGUGAUCGUACACAAUUUCGAGAAACGCGGUUGGACCCAAGUCGGCCCGGACGACGACUGGAACUUUUACUGGGCCGCUACGCAGUCCUGUAGGAGUAUCUUCAGCGUUGAAACUGGAUACAGGAUGGAAGACAAUCAAAUCAUCAAUCACUUUCCAAAUCAUUAUGAGCUCACGCGCAAAGACCUGCUGGUGAAGAAUAUCAAGCGAUAUCGAAAAGACUUGGAAAGAGAAGGAAAUUGUUUGGCAGAGCGCGCGGAGGGUCCAGGCAAAUAUCUGUACCUCGAUUUCAUACCGGUCACCUUCGUUUUACCCGCAGAUUACAACAUGUUCGUGGAGGAGUACCGCAAGUCUCCGCAGAGCACCUGGAUCAUGAAACCGUGCGGCAAAUCGCAAGGCGCCGGGAUAUUCCUCAUCAAUAAACUAAGCAAACUAAAGAAGUGGUCGCGCGAAGCGAAGACCCCGUUCAAUCCAAAUCUGACAAAGGAAUCCUACGUUAUAUCCAGAUACAUCGAUAAUCCACUGUUGAUCGGCAGCAAGAAAUUCGAUCUCCGACUGUACGUCCUUAUCACCUCGUUUCGGCCGCUCAAAGCGUAUCUCUUUAAAUUAGGAUUCUGCCGAUUCUGCACCGUCAAGUACGACACCAGCGUUCAGGAACUUGACAAUAUAUUCGUGCAUCUGACAAACGUGUCUGUGCAAAAAACGGGUAAGGUGUACAACAGCAAACACGGCGGUAAACUGAGCGUACAGAAUCUGCGUUUGUACCUGGAGAGCACGCGUGGAAAAGCGGUCACGGAGAAGCUGUUCGCCAACAUCUCUUGGUGCAUCGUGCACUCGCUGAAGGCGGUCGCGCCGGUGAUGGCGAACGAUCGGCACUGCUUCGAGUGCUACGGCUACGAUAUCAUCAUCGACAACAAUUUGAAGCCAUGGCUGAUUGAAGUGAACGCCUCGCCGUCCCUAACGUCCACCACGGUGAACGACAGGAUCUUAAAGUACAAACUGAUCGAUAAUAUUCUGUCGGUGGUUUUGCCUCCAGACGGCAUGCCCGAUGUGAAAUGGAACAAAUUGCCUUCUCCGGACGCUCUGGGGAACUUUGAACUGCUGCUGGACGAGGAACUGGCGGCUCAGGACGAGAGAGAGGGUUCAUCAAGCAAGUAUCGCGGUUCCCUCAAUAAGUGGAAAUAGCCUCAGCUUUGGUAAAACCAAAUUUCGGAUGCUGUCGGACAAUUAAUACAAUUGACGCUUAACUAGUUGUUUGACAUUACUUUUGCCUGACAUUAAAUAUCGUGAGGAUCGACAUUAAAAAUGUGUAAUGCCUUCGCUCGCUCAAGCAUUCGGGACGCUUCAAAGAAUCACUCGAAUUUACAUUAACAAACAAUUUUAUUUACUGUACAAAUAUGCUACAAAGAAUGCAAGACAACACGCGCGCGCGCGUAUGUCGAUUGCGAAGAUGUAAAAAUAAUAUAGGCAGUAAAAUUUCAUUUCAGUCUUUUGCGCGUGUGAAACGAGAACAAUAAUAAUUUUUAUUAAUACGUAUUCGUUUCCUCUCGAUCAAGGCGGCUUCGAAUUGCAGAGUGCGAGGUAAAAGGUCCUUGCGUUUCUCGCGUACAGCUUUAUGUACAAGCGUAUAAUAUGAUUACGCGUAUCGUACAAGAUUAUUGUACAGUUUAUGGCACAGUAUUCCAAAUAUGACAAUUACGCUGAGACGCGUGUGCGCUGAAUGAAUAUUCAUUCCUCAAGUGCUCUUUCUUUUUCUCACAGCUGUGUGUUCUCUCGCACAGUAUCGUAUUUCAACAGAAAAUUGGUUGAAAGUGAAGAAACGUGAACGCAACGAAAUUCCAGCCAUCAUAAUCACAUCAUAAUAUCUCUUUGUUAUCUCUUUUCCUUCAUCUCUAUUUUUCAUUCACCUCUAUUGUUAUAUAUCUCAAUUUUCACUAUUAAAAUUUUAAGAGUAUACAUGCUGCAGCGAAUAUAAACAGAAUGCUUCGAUUUAUUUAUAAAGGCAGGAG